CCAUUCCAUUCCUCCUCUUCUUCACCAUUUAUUUCUCCUAAAAUUUUUUUGUAACAAUUCUUUAACAAAACAAAUAAAUAAAGAAUCCCGAAGCAAAGUUUCAAUCUUCACCACUUUCAUCACCAUGUCCGAUUCAACCGUAGAUACAUACAUAUCUUUUGUGUGAUUUAUACAUAUUAAAGAUUCUCAUUAAGAACCUUCCUUCUUCUUCUUCUCUUGUUCAUGGCGGUUCAAGCUCAUCACCAUCCUUCCACUGUCUUCUUCCUCAACAGAAACGGACAAGAAGGGAAUGAAUGCUCGCCGGAGCUGCACAAAUCUCAGUUUCCUUCCAUCAACGCCGGGGUCGAUUCAAGAAAGCGAGCCAGAGAAGUUUCGUCCGUGAUUGAUUUAGAAUUCACGGCGGCUCCGAUGAAUCCUCCGCCGUCUACUCCGCCGCAAUUUAUCGGAACUGGACGAAAUCCUAAUGUGGUAUCCACCGGUCUUCGUUUGUCUCAGGGACAAUCGCAGAAUCGAGAACACCGGUUAUCACCUUUUCCGAUGAUAACCGGAGAUAUCGCCGGAGAAAUCAAACGGCAAACGGAUGAGUUAGAUAGAUUUCUUCAAACUCAGGGAGAGCAAUUGAGGCGCAUGCUAGCGGAAAACAGUGAGAGGCACUAUCGUGAGCUUCUGAGAACGACGGAAGAAUCAGUUAGGCGGAGAUUAAGAGAGAAAGAAGCGGAGAUCGAGAAAGCCACGCGUCGACACGCGGAGCUUGAAGCACGUGCGGCGCAGAUCGAGACGGAGUCACGUGCUUGGCAAGUGAGAGCGGCGGGGAGAGAAGCCGAAGCGGCGUCGUUACAAGCUCGAUUGCAGCAAGCCUUUGCCCACGGCGGCGGAGUCACGGCGGCGGAACCAAAAUCGGGUAGCGUAGACGGUGUGGAUGAAGCCGAAGACGCCGAAUCGGCUUACGUUGAUCCCGAUCGAUUCGAAUUGACCGGACCGAGUUGUAGGAUUUGCCGGCGACGAUCGGCGACGGUGUUGGCUUUGCCGUGUCGUCAUUUGGCUCUGUGUAAAGGAUGCGACGGCUCUGUGCGAGUUUGUCCGCUUUGCCUUAGCUCGAAGAAUUCAAGCGUGGAGGUUUUCUUUUCUUAAUGGGCCUUUCUUUAAUGGGUUAUACCAGACCCAGCGGUGGUAUUUUCAUAAUUAAAACGAAAUUUGUUAUUAUAUAUAUAAUUUAAUUGAACAUUUAUAUAUUAUAUAUACUUGAGUUUAAGUUUCUUCAUCCUUGAUUUCAAAGAAGCUGAGAGGUUGAUGUACAUAUGAUAUUGAAUAGCCACAUGCAGUGGUUUU
Eutrema salsugineum is the source of this 1329-nucleotide messenger RNA. Its product is annotated as BOI-related E3 ubiquitin-protein ligase 1. The transcript is spliced from 4 exons. Gene Ontology annotation, molecular function: ubiquitin-protein transferase activity. NCBI's taxonomy places the organism in Eukaryota, Viridiplantae, Streptophyta, Magnoliopsida, Brassicales, Brassicaceae. The record is from RefSeq and is a predicted model, not a curated record. The coding region runs from base 223 to 1131 and encodes 302 amino acids.